Messenger RNA from Nannizzia gypsea CBS 118893, 1260 nucleotides. RefSeq lists its product as hypothetical. The record is from RefSeq and is a predicted model, not a curated record. Lineage: Eukaryota; Fungi; Ascomycota; Eurotiomycetes; Onygenales; Arthrodermataceae. The transcript has 5 exons. The coding region runs from base 1 to 1260 and encodes 419 amino acids.
AUGCCAGACCAGAAACCCGGCAAGCUCGGGCGAGUCCUCAGCUUCGCCAGCAACAAGUCGAAGAAGUCGGCCUCCAACCAGCAGCCGCUCAGCCCGCAGAAGAUCUCGAGCCAGCAGCAGCCGAACAGUCCUAGUCGGCAGCAGCAGCAGCAACCACAACAGUAUGGCCAUGCGAGGAAGAAUACGGGCCUGUCCGACAAGAGCGCAGAGCGGCCGUCGAGCAACAAGAUGCGCACCCACGCCGACCCCACGCUCGCCAUGAAUGAAGCGCAGCCCUCUGCAAUUGCGCUGGAGGAGUCGAGUCUCGGACAGCUGCGAGCCAUCCAGCACAAGGACCGCUUCGGCAACCCCAUCACGGAGCCGGACUUGUCGAAUCCUACUAGGUAUCGCUUUGAGCGCCCGCUGGACACUAUCAGGUCCUUCGAAGCCGCUAUCGACGGCUCUUAUGGGGGCCGGCGCAUGUCCUAUGCUCGCCCAGACGAGAGUACGAAUGGCUACAGUAGGCCCACAAGCUUCUUUGGAGGCGAUCGCUCCAAUGGCCAAUACUACCAACGAGGCGGCUACGAUAGCUACUCUGCCUCCCGCGGCUACCAGUCCAGGCCGGAAAGCUACGUCGAUGCGUACGGCAAUGGCAAUGGCAAUGGUAACGGUUACGGCUCGACCGCCGACAUGAACCAGUACAACUACAGCAAUCAGCGACCUGCUCGAGCCGGUCCACCCCGACAAGCGCCUCCUCGAACCAACUCAGAUCCUAACUACGGCUACGGCUCUUAUCCAACACACAACUCUAACCCCGCCAACUCUCAAUACCCUCAGCCGCAGUAUCAAGGUCAGCCUGAUAACCCAAACUCCAACUCCCCGUCUGGAUCCGGCGGUAGAUCCGUCGACCACUGGGUCAACUCCACGGACCCCAGCUCCGUCAACAGUUCCAUGGAUAGGUUGGCGCAGCAGCAGCAACAGCAGCAGCUUCACCCACAGGGACAGGGACAGAAGUAUGAUGACCAGCUUGCCGAGUCGUAUGGACUCACUGGCUUUGGUACCGAUCCCCAGCUAGACCAACAGCCCCAGAACUUCAUGAGUCAUGGCCAGGAGAACAUCUACAGACCCCAGCAGCAGCAACAACAACAACAGACACCGCCCAGUGUGCCUCGGAAGAACGUUCCUGCUGCUGUUACUGCCCCAGCACCGGCCGUAACGUCAGCAACGCUCCAGGAAGGUAAACGCAAGAGCUGGUUCAAACGACGGAUCAGCAAGUCUUGA